Oryza brachyantha (malo sina) is the source of this 1069-nucleotide messenger RNA. RefSeq lists its product as uncharacterized. The transcript is spliced from 4 exons. Gene Ontology annotation, molecular function: heme binding. Bases 201 to 704 code for a protein of 167 amino acids. The record is from RefSeq and is a predicted model, not a curated record. NCBI's taxonomy places the organism in Eukaryota, Viridiplantae, Streptophyta, Magnoliopsida, Poales, Poaceae.
UCUUCCCCGUACCGUAUUACAACAAAUCCGGCCGCCGGGCGGGGGCGGGCUUCUCCUCAUCUCCCGCGAGCUCCAUCCAUCCACGCGCUCUACUUGUGCAUCAUGAACCCUAGAUAGAUAGAUAGGUUCUCUUCCGGGUUUCUCCUGAAUAAUAACGAGACCGGUUCCCAAAAGAAAAGAGUUUGGGGGUUCAUCUCAUCAUGUCCCACAAUAGUGGAUCCGCCCCUGGUACUGAGCCUCAAAAUCUUGCAUCUGCCACUGCCCAAGAGCCAACAUCUCCUGCUCAUGGCGCCCAGCGGUGGCUCCGGACCCUCUCCGACCCUGAGCUUGAUUUGCUCAUCAGCUUGAAGGAUUUGGCCUUCACGCACGCGGACAAUGCCAAGCUCUCUGUGCUCGCUGACCAGUAUGAUCCGCAGAUACUGCGCGCUCUCGGGAUUGUUUUGCUUGAAACGUUGAAAGAACGACUUAAAGGAACCUCAAUUGAUCCAAGCAUUUUCGAUAGGCUAGCUCUCUCAAGUGAUUCCGAUGCGCAUUUCCCCAGUGUUGCGAGCGACUCUGAGUCCGAGGGAGCGAGGUCCAAGCCUGAAAAAACGCCCAUGGUUGUCGAUGGAAAACGAAAGCAGAUACAGCCUACUGGGUGGCUCGGCGAGAAAGGUAAAAAGAGGAGAAAAUCGGUGAGUCAAGAUAGCAGUGAGCAUAUAUAGUAGAUGUUUAGUCCUGGUAGGUAUAAGUUAGCACUAGAGAUUUGGUGCUACAACUUGCAAUGUGUGUCUGGCUUGCUGGUGGUGUGCAAUUGAUAUGUUUCAUGGCAGCCAACUGGUCCCAUCCAAUGUAGUCGAGCAACUCGACAUAGCGUUACCGCAAUCGCAGGCCACAAAAUCACAGUGAGUUCUACGGUGAUAUACAUAUAUUCAGCUUCCCGUAGAAAGUUUUGGCUGUGUUAGCUUUCACAAAGAACCAAAAUUAGUCAACAAUUUCCACGCCAAAUCAAAAUCUACAGCUGACCUUAUUCAGUUAUCGGUGUAUGUCUUUAAUAGCAAAAGCUAAUACAAAUAGAAUUAGGACCAUA